AUGCCUCCUAAGCUCAACACACAGACGGAAGCAACAGUGGACGUGCUGUGGCUGUCGCACACAGGCGAGGAGCACUCCUAUUUCACCCUACUGCCUGCCUGCUGCAACACUCAGUCGACCUUUGAAGGGAACGUGUGGCUCGUGCGUGAUUCUGCCACUCAGAAGCUGUUGCACAGAGUGAAGGUCGCCCUGUGUUCCUCGGUCGGUCGUCGGCAAAGGUACCUCAUACGCCCACUACCAUCCCAACAGCACAUGCUGCGUGGCUCUGCUAACAUUGAUGCUGCUGCUGCUGGUCGCGGUUGUGAUGGUGCUGCUCCUGCUGAUGCUGCUGCCGACGGUGGUAAUGCUGCUCCUGCUGCUUCCAUCGGUGCUGGCAGCAGUGGCAAGCGAGUGGUGACAGAGGACGAGGCAGAGGGAGAUUUGCGCGUGCCGUCGUGCUACAGGCAGGUGGUGGGCACGGCAGUGGGCGUGCCUGUGGUGGCGCAUGGCCAUGUGUGCAUGCAGGCUCUCUGUGCUGCUGCUGACGUCAUUGAGCAUAUGCUGCAGCUCACCCCACCUGAUGUGGUAACCCGGUUACAAGACAACUGGUGCAAGGUGGCGGUGAUUGGUCGAGAGCAGGUGACAACGGAUGUACUGGAGCACUCUCACCUGAGGGGGAGCAGAACGGACGAUGGCAGGGACUGGGACUGUGAGGUGCGUGGUCUGGGCGGCACCAUGGUCAUCCCUACAUGCUCGGUCGGCGAAGAAAACCUUUUGCGCUGCCCAAAAGAUCGGUAUCGGGAGGAGAGCAUUUUGGUGCAUGAGUUUGCACACACGGUGAUGGAGGUAUGCUGCCAUGCAUGA
This is a messenger RNA of Closterium sp. Naga37s-1, 843 nucleotides long. Lineage: Eukaryota; Viridiplantae; Streptophyta; Zygnematophyceae; Desmidiales; Closteriaceae. The record is from the annotation of a GenBank genome assembly.